CUUCGCCAUAGUAGGAUGCGGAGGCGGAACUUCCGGGUGAUGGAAAGUUGUCAACAGUUUCAACAGGAGGAGAAUUAAUCUGUAAAUCUGAGUUCGUUAGUGUCGCUUUAAAGAAAAUCCAGUCAGAAACUGCGCAAGAGGAGCGAAGCCGCGGCGUUUCUGCGGCGGUAGAUUCGUAGAUUAUUGUGCGGAUCUGAUGCGAAUUGAUGGAGAAUAAACAAACUUCUCGGGGGUUUUCGCAGCAUGUGAGCUGAGUCUUUACUGUGUUAAAGUUCACAAAAUCUACAAGUUGACUGUUUGAAGGGAUUACAGACUCACUUUAAGGGGCUAAUUCACAUUUCUGGGGGGCUCGGGUUCGAUCCAGAUCCAGACAUCUCUUCUGCGCGGGUUUGCCUGCUCGUGCUGGUUCUUCGCGAUUUAACUGCUCUGAUUCCUGUCAUCUGUUGAGCCGAUGCGGGUUAGUUUGCUGUAAGUAAAUGUCAGGUUUCACUGGUGUUGUGCAAUGCUUCUGUAUGUGUUCAGUGUUUGCUUUAGGCGAUAGAGGAGCGCGCUCGGUGACGUCACUGGUGACGCGGAACGUGCGGGAUUCUGCUCUGAAUCAAAUCUGACUCCGGUUUGAAUUCGAAUCAACCCGUGCAUCCAGAACUGUAAUAGGCGUAGUUUGAUUAUAUAUAUAUAUGCGUGUUUUGAAUAAUGCUUGAAAUCAAAUAUGCGACAAUACUGUAACAUUUACCUCCGGUUAAACCUAAUCCCAGACCAAAAUCUAAAUCUGAGCUGUUUCAACUGAAAGAAACUUGCUCUGACUGAUCUUAAAAUAUAUCAGUGCCUUUAUUUUGUCUCAAGAUGCACACCAGUAAUGUUUUUUUCUGAGGCACGUUUAUAAAAAUUACUUAAAUGGAGCUAUGGCCUAAUCCUGGCUUAGUCUAAACCCAUAGAGUUGAUUUUACACUCGCUCCAGUUUUAAUUUGAGGUUUUAUGCAUGAUCUUUUCUAACUUUUAUCCAAAUAUGAUGCCAUAACUGUAACAUUAAGAGUGAAAUUUUUAUAAGUUCAGCACAAAAUUGCUGAAGAUUUCCACUUGUUCCAGUUUUAAUUUGAAGUUAAAUGCAUGAUCUGGUUUUAAUUCAAAUCUAUUUAGCAAUACAAGUUUUGUGCUGUAAGUGUUUUUAGAUUUUGUAGAAAAUUGCUGAAUGUUUUCUCCUGCUGUAGUUUUAAUUUGAGAUUUAAAAGCGUGCUCGUGUUUCAUUCAAAUCAAAUGUACAGGCAAAGCUAACAUUCAAAGUUUAAUUCUAUUUAAGUUGUUUGAGUUUCUUGCUCUAGUUUUAAUUGAAGUUAUAAAUGCAUGAUCAAUUUUUUAGAAUUUUGAAUUUACAAAUAUUAAUUUUCUAUUCAGGUUUUACUCUUCAAGUUGCUGACUUUUUUUUUAGCUUUUCUCAAUUUGAAGUUAAAUGCAUGAUCUGGUUUUAAUUUGAAUCAAAUGAGCAAUACAAGUUUUACUCUCUACGUGUUUUUAGAUUUUGCACAAACUUUUUCUCCUGCUUCAGUUUUAAUUUGAGGUUAAAAGCAUACUCAUUUUCGUGCAACAUUUACAGUUUAAUUAUACUUAAAAUGUUUGAGUUUGAAGUUAAAUGCAUGAUUCACUUUUAUUUUGAACCAAAUGAGCAGUCAGGACCGUAACUCCAGGCACUGAGAUUGAGUUUGAUUCUUUGCAGAUUCUGCUCUAAAAGUUGCUGAGUUUCUUGUCACCGUUUGGGUUUUUAACAUACAGGUCACUGUUAACGGAAACAGAACUUCUUGUUUUUGUAGUUACCAAACUUGUCCUGCAGACCUAAAAUGAUGUCCUGACACGUUCAGGCCUUGAGCUGCAGUAAGAAACCAUGUAAAACGCCCUACUUAUGGUGUUUAUUUCCUUACCAUCUCUUGGAUAGGCUGUUAGAUCUUGACAGAAUCAGAUCUGUGCAUGCAUGGCGAUCGGGAGUCUCUGUAUUGUGUCCUGAGCUGUGAACACACAUAUUGCACGACUGCCAGAGGAAACAGCCAUCAGAGCCGAGACUUGCGCAACCGCUGGGCAGAGAAACUGCUCUUGUUACUGUACUGGCUGCAAUUACACUCGAGACAGCCGCAGGGAGAAGGAGGACAGAGCCAAGUGCAAUGGAAUAAAUUUGUUUAACUUUUUGGUUUUGACAGAUUUUACCUGGGAGUUCACCUGAGGACAGAGAAUAUGAUUUAUCUGAUCCAGAUUGACCGGAGAGACUGAGUGGAAGAAAAUCAGUCUUGCUUUGGAAUGGUUAGGACAUUGGUUUCUUAGAGCUUUUUGCCGUUUGGUUUCUACUGCAAAAUUAUGAACAAAGAUCGAGUUUGGAGCGCUUAACGUCACACCGCUCGGUCCAGAAUGAGUGGCGGAAAGAAACGGAGCGGUUUUCAAAUCACCAGCGUCACGUCGGACUACAAUCAGGGUUCUGGAGAAAACCAUGCAGCGGAGCUCCUCAGCCCUGGAACUCAAAGAGCCACGCCCCCUUCUGCCAGAAACCCCGCCCGUGGGAGGAGCCCCAGAAGCCAGACUGCAUCGCCCACUCAAAUCCUAUCCAAUGGGCUGUCUCUGCGCCAUAACCCCGCCCUCCAGAUGCAACAGAGCUCCAGUCAGCCGACCACGCCCGUCACAGCUAGGAAGCAAAGUUCGCUGGACGGGGCGUCGCGUUUCCGCGUUGUGCGUUUGGAUCAAGGCCCGGGCGAGCCGUAUAAACGCGGCCGCUGGACGUGCAUGGAUGUGAUGGAGAGGGAAGUCGAGGAGCGAGGGUUACGCCGCGUGAUUGACAGCAUGAGACACGCCCACUCGCUGGAGUCCUUAGAGACGGUUGGGCUGGGCGGAGCUGAAGGAGCAGUGGGCGGAGCCAGACUCAAACCGUUGGGCGUGCAGGCAGGUCACAUGGUACACUCGCAGGGCACCACCCACCUGCUGACCCAAUGCCUGACAGACUCCGCCCACAGCGGCCCGCCCUCGCCCACACACGACACGCAGCCAAUCAGGUCGCCGAUCACGGCCCGGAUGCGCAGCAUACCUGCCCCACUACGAUUCGACAUGGACGCCGUCGGCAAGCUCCGGACCACCCGCUCGCAGCCGGCGUCGCCCGGACCUCAUCUGGGUCGGGACAGUCCCUUCUAUCCCGUGCUGACGCCCAUCCAGACGCCGUCCGCACUCGCGCUGGCGCAGUCCAUGUUCGGCAUGAGCCAAGCGUUUGAGUUUGUAGGAGACGACGGCGGAACUAACAGCAGCAUGAUCGCCAUCGACAACAAGAUCGAGCAAGCCAUGGACCUGGUGAAGUCUCACCUGAUGCUGGCGGUUCGAGAGGAGGUGGAGGUGCUUAGAGAGCAGAUCAAAGAGCUGUCGGAGAGAAACGCUCAGCUGGAGAGAGAAAACUACAUCCUGCGGGCGCUCCGGGACAGAGACUGAGCCAAGUGCAUCAUGGGAGAUGUAGUUCAGCGAGAAAAGGGACGGAACGGUUGAACGUGUGCUGUAUUGAGCGAUGAGUGCCUUAAAACGCAGUAACGACUAAUCAAGAAAUCAUUUAAUAAUGUUGAUUUUGAUGACACCCUAAACAGUGCCUAUAUUUAUUACUGUCAGUCUGUGUGUGUGUGUGUGUGUGUGUGUGUGUGUGUGUGUGUGUGUGUGUGUGAAAGCACAACUAGGUUAAUAAGUCUCUUUAUGUUGCCAUGGUUACACCAGGACUGGUUGGGAUUUAGUUGAGUUAACUCUCUCUCUGUUAGCUGAAUAAUGAUUGAUCUGUAGUGCAUUACGACUGCUCUAAUAAAUAACUCUCACUACUCCA
Onychostoma macrolepis is the source of this 3826-nucleotide messenger RNA. RefSeq lists its product as uncharacterized. The record is from RefSeq and is a predicted model, not a curated record. Bases 2392 to 3450 code for a protein of 352 amino acids. NCBI's taxonomy places the organism in Eukaryota, Metazoa, Chordata, Actinopteri, Cypriniformes, Cyprinidae. Gene Ontology annotation, biological process: regulation of transcription by RNA polymerase II. The transcript is spliced from 5 exons.